Messenger RNA from Maylandia zebra (zebra mbuna), 2054 nucleotides. RefSeq names its product S-adenosylhomocysteine hydrolase-like protein 1. The record is from RefSeq and is a predicted model, not a curated record. NCBI's taxonomy places the organism in Eukaryota, Metazoa, Chordata, Actinopteri, Cichliformes, Cichlidae. Gene Ontology annotation, cellular component: cytosol. Gene Ontology annotation, biological process: L-methionine cycle.
GUAACCGCCCACAAAGUUGGUCAGCCAGGUGACAGGAGAGCCAGCCGGGAAACAGCACGGACCACGUCCCGCCUGCGUUAGGAAGUCGACUACGUAACGAUUCACAACCAAAUCAAAGUCGACUAGCCAAAACCACCUGCUUAAAUCCUGCGUUUAUUGCCUGCUUUCACGUGCUCGCAAUCUGACAGCCUCUUAUCCGUCAGCAGUUGCGACGUAACCAGCUAGCAGUUCGAGGACACUCAUAACAUAACGCUAGCCUCUGACGUUAGAGAAGACUCAACGGUUGGUUGUUGUAUUUCUGUCCGGGUAAAGAUAGAUAAGCCAGCAGCGAGAUGUCCGAACCGGUCGGAGAGGCGAAGCUGGAGGUGAAGCAAGCGAGCAAAGAGGUGAAGGAGAGCGAGAACGUAGCGGAAAAAUAUUCAGCCAUGACCGUGAGCAAAAACAGCGAAAUAACCAUGGGAGAGCUGUCGACUGUCUUCAGCGCUGUGCCCACUCACAAACCGGUUAAAAAGCAAAUCCAGUUUGUGGAGGACAAGCAGGAGUUCAGCAGGUUUCCCACCAAGGCAGGCCGUCGCUCCCUGUCCCGCUCCAUCUCCCAGUCCUCCACAGACAGCUACAGCUCUGCUGCAUCAUAUACGGAUAGCUCUGAUGAUGAGACCUCGCCACGGGACAAAACUCAGGUCAACAGCAAGGGCAGCAGUGACUUCUGUGUCAAGAACAUCAAGCAGGCUGAAUUUGGCAGGCGGGAGAUUGAGAUCGCAGAGCAAGAUAUGUCGGCACUGAUCUCACUCAGGAAGAGAGCACAGAGUGAGAAACCGUUGGCAGGUGCCAAGAUUGUGGGCUGCACUCACAUCACUGCCCAGACUGCAGUGCUGAUUGAGACUCUGGUUGCUCUCGGAGCUCAGUGCCGCUGGACCGCAUGCAACAUAUACUCCACACAGAAUGAAGUGGCUGCUGCCCUGUCAGAGACAGGUGUGGCUGUGUUUGCCUGGAAGGGGGAGUCUGAAGAUGACUUCUGGUGGUGUAUUGACCGCUGUAUCAACACUGAGGGCUGGCAACCUAAUAUGAUCCUGGAUGAUGGGGGAGACUUGACACACUGGAUGUAUAAGAAAUACCCCAACGUAUUCAAGAAGAUCAGGGGCAUUGUGGAGGAGAGUGUCACUGGGGUUCACAGGUUGUAUCAGCUGUCUAAAGCUGGAAAACUGUGCGUGCCUGCGAUGAAUGUAAAUGACUCUGUGACAAAGCAGAAGUUUGAUAACCUGUACUGCUGCAGAGAGUCCAUCUUGGAUGGUUUGAAGAGAACCACAGAUGUCAUGUUCGGAGGCAAACAGGUGGUCGUAUGUGGUUACGGCGAGGUUGGAAAAGGUUGUUGUGCUGCUCUGAAAGCAUUGGGAGCCAUUGUCUAUGUGACAGAGAUUGAUCCCAUCUGUGCCCUGCAGGCCUGCAUGGACGGAUUCCGAGUGGUCAAGCUUAAUGAAGUCAUUCGCCAAGUAGAUGUCAUCAUCACAUGCACUGGAAAUAAGAAUGUGGUGACCAGGGACCAGCUGGACAGAAUGAAAAAUGGAUCCAUUGUCUGCAACAUGGGACAUUCCAACACUGAGAUUGAUGUGGCAAGUCUACGGACCCCCGAGCUGACCUGGGAGAGAGUCCGCUCUCAGGUGGAUCAUGUCAUCUGGCCCGAUGGCAAGAGAAUUAUCCUCCUGGCUGAGGGACGUCUCCUGAACCUCAGCUGUUCCACUGUCCCUACCUUUGUGUUGUCCAUCACAGCCACCACUCAGGCUCUGGCACUCAUCGAGCUGUACAACGCUCCAGAGGGACGUUACAAGCAAGACGUUUACUUGCUUCCCAAAAAGAUGGAUGAAUAUGUUGCGAGUCUGCAUCUGGCCACGUUUGAUGCCCACCUGACAGAGCUUAGUGACGAGCAGGCAAAAUACCUGGGUCUGAAUAAGAACGGCCCUUUUAAACCCAAUUACUACAGGUAUUAGUCUGUCUCACCUGAGAACAACAGCAUGUGGAUGGUUCCUGAUUAGUACCCGACCUCCAGGCAAAAAAAA